CAGACAGUCGUUGUGACUGAGAGGUGAAAUGGCGGAGAAAGGAGUUCAGCUGGACCGGGAAACUUUCUCUUGUUCCAUCUGUCUGGAUCUACUGAAGGAUCCGGUGACGACUACAUGUGGACACAGCUACUGUAUGAAGUGUAUUAAAACACACUGGGAUGAAGAGGAUAGAAAGGGAAUCUACAGCUGCCCUGAGUGCAGACAGACGUUCACUCCGAGGCCUGUCCUGCUGAAAAACACCAUGUUAGCAGUUGUAGUGGAUCAGGUGAAGAAGACCGGACUCCCAGCUGCUCCUGCUGAUCUCUGCUAUGCUGGACCUGGAGAUGUGGCCUGUGAUGUCUGCACUGGGAGAAAACUGAAAGCCUUCAAGUCCUGUCUCACCUGUCUGAUCUCUUACUGUGAGCAACAUCUCCAGCGUCAUUAUGAUGUAGCUCAGUUAUCCAAACACAAGCUGGUGGAGCCCUCCAAGAAGCUGCAGGAGAACAUCUGCUCUCAGCACGAUGAGGUGAUGAAGAUGUUCUGCCGGACCGAUCAGAAGUCUAUCUGUUAUCUCUGCUCUGUGGACCAACAUAAAGGCCACGACACGGUCUCAGCUGCAGCAGAACGGACGGAGAAGCAGAAAGAGCUGGAGGUGAGUCGACUAAACAUCCAGCAGAGAAUCCAGGACAGAGAGAAAGAUGUGAAGCUGCUUCAACAGGAGGUGCAGAACAUCAAUCGCUCUGCUGAUAAAACAGUGGAGGACAAUGAGAAGAUGUUCACUGAGCUGAUCCGUCUCAUGCAGAAAAGAAGCUCUGAGGUGAAGCGGCAGGUCAGAUCCCAGCAGGAAACUGAAGUGAGUCGAGUCAAAGAGGUGGAGGAGAAGCUGCAGCAGGAGAUCAGAGAGCUGAAGAGGAAAGACGCUGAACUGAAGAAGCUCUCAAACACAGAGGACCACAACCAGUUUCUGCACAGCUACCCCUCACUGUCAGCACUCAGCCCGUCUACAUCCAGCAUCCAGAUCCGUCGUCGCCGCCGCUUUGACCACGUGACAGCGGCCGUGUCACGAGUCAGAGACAAACUGCAGGACGUCCUGAGAGACAAAUGGACAGACGUCUCACUGACUGAAGUGGAUGUUUUACUGUCAGAUUCACCAGCAGAGCCCACGACCAGAGCUGAGUUCUUAAAAUAUUCAUGUGAGAUCACAAUGGAUCCAAACACAGCAUACACAGAGCUGUUAUUAUCUGAGGGGAACAGAAAAGCAACAUUCAUGAGUAAACAUCAGUCCUAUCCAAGUCACCCAGAGAGAUUCACUCUUUAUGAGCAGGUCCUGAGUAGAGAGAGUCUGACUGGACGAUGUUACUGGGAGGUGGAGUGGAGAGGGGAUGGAGUUCAUGUAGUAGCUUCAUACAAGAACAUCAGCAGAGGGUCGGUUGACUCUGCAUUUGGAUACAAUGACAAGUCUUGGACUUUAGAAUGUUACAACAACAAAAAUACAUUUCGCUACAACAAUAUCGAAACUCCCGUCUCAGGUCCUCGGUCCUCCAGAGUGGGAGUGUUCCUGGAUCACAGAGCAGGUAUCCUGUCCUUCUACAGCGUCUCUGAAACCAUGACCCUCCUCCACAGAGUCCAGACCACGUUCACUCAGCCGCUCUAUGCUGGACUUCUGGUUGGCUACGGAGAUGGAAACACUGCUGAGUUCUGUAAACUGAAAUAACCAAAGUCAUUUAAGGGACAACAGGUUAAAAUGUGUUUUAACUCUUAAAGCUCCCAUAUUGUUCACCUUUGUUAUGUUUUAUAAGAAUAUACAUUUGUGGUUUUACAUUCUAAAAACCAGCUGAGUUCAGUUGUUCAUCUGUUCUCUCAGCCUCCUUCUGCAGCUCCAGCAGCUUAGAUCAUUUUGGGUCUGUCUGAUUAAUAAUCACGACCCUUUCUUCUGAUUGGCUGACAGUCUUGAUUGACACCCGGCCUGGCUAACCACAGUUAACGGUUUGCUGCCUCGGUUAAACUCACCAGUGAAUGCAAAAAGACGAUGGCCACCGCUGAGGAAGAUGUUGUCAGACUUUACAUGUUAGAGCCUGAUGAUGCUUCCCUCUGACUCAAACAUGAAAUAUAUUACUGGUUCACUUACAGGUUGCAGAUUUAGAGUCGGACACGAUAAUGUGUAUACUGCCGUAUCCUAUAGGAGCAGCUUCUUUGAGUGACAGAUUUUUAGGAAGCAGUCAGAAAAUAUAUUUUCACAGUAUUUUUAUUGCAACUGCACCUGCUUUAUAAUCACAAGACUUGUAACUCGUGUUUUCUACAAUAAGGGACCUUUAAACUGAUUUCUUUCCAUGUUUGUUGCUGAGAGCUCAUUGUUGUGGCGUUUCUUCUCUGCAGAGAUCAGCUGUCAAUCAAACAUUAUGGGCGGGGCUUUGACAU
This is a messenger RNA of Centropristis striata (black sea bass), 2397 nucleotides long. RefSeq names its product tripartite motif-containing protein 16-like. NCBI's taxonomy places the organism in Eukaryota, Metazoa, Chordata, Actinopteri, Perciformes, Serranidae. Gene Ontology annotation, molecular function: protein binding; zinc ion binding. The record is from RefSeq and is a predicted model, not a curated record. Bases 29 to 1693 code for a protein of 554 amino acids. The transcript has a single exon.